Messenger RNA from Humulus lupulus (European hop), 1170 nucleotides. Its product is annotated as expansin-like B1. The coding region runs from base 280 to 1053 and encodes 257 amino acids. Gene Ontology annotation, cellular component: extracellular region. The transcript has 4 exons. The record is from RefSeq and is a predicted model, not a curated record. Lineage: Eukaryota; Viridiplantae; Streptophyta; Magnoliopsida; Rosales; Cannabaceae.
AAGGAUGUGUCUGCAAGUUCACAUACAUAUAGUUGCGCGCACGUGGAUUUCAUCCCAAACCAUUAUCUCAAUUGCUUUGAAUUCUAAUUAAGAAGCCACCUUGGUCAAUCAUACCUAAAUCUUAAUCCCACCAAAGGCUCUACUAGCUAGCUAGCUCUUACGUACCACGUACACUAUAAAUACAUGACAUACCUUCUUUCCUUUCCCAUGCCACAAACAACCUUUUCUUUCACUUUUUUCUUAUAUUAUUUGUGUUGAAAGUUCUUUGUGUGAACAAAAAUGGAGUUUACGAGUGAGAAACAACUAUGUGCUCUGCUUGGUAUUCUGGUGCUUUUCCCUGCGUUAUGUGCCUCUACCGCUACGUUUACAGCUUCAAGAGCCACCUCUUAUGGCAGCCCGGACGGCUAUGGGACUCGAAGUGGAGCUUGUGGAUUUGGCGAAUAUGGAAGAGUCGUCAAUAAUGGCUAUGUAUCAGCAGUUUCUAGGGCACUGUACAAGGAUGGUGCUGGUUGUGGGGCAUGCUAUAAGGUCAGGUGCAAAAAUCCUCACCUUUGCAGCUAUGAUGGAGUGGACAUAGUAGUGACUGAUUACGGGGAAGGUGACAGAACUGAUUUCAUCCUCAGCCCAAGAGCCUUUAAAAAGUUGGCUCUUCCAAACGAAGACAAAAAGUUGCUCAAUUAUGGCGUGGUUGAAGUAGAAUACAAGAGGAUCUCUUGCAAGUACCCAACUCACAAGGACAAGGUCACCUACAAGAUCAAUGAAAAGAGCAAUCAUCCCUACUACUUGGCUUUAAGUGUUUUAUAUGUGAGCGGCCAAAACGACAUCACAGCAGUUGAAUUGUGGCAGGAGGAUACCAAACAGUGGAAGCCCAUGCGCAGAGCCUAUGGGGCAGUCUGGGACAUGACAAAUCCACCAAGGGGACCGAUCACCUUGAGGUUCAAAGCUACAACCAGUUAUGGGUACACUUACUGGGUUCGCUCUAACAAUGCCAUACCCAAAGUUUGGAAGGCUGGGGCUGCUUAUGAGGCCUCUGUUAAGCUCAUUACUAAAUAAAUCUAAAUCCAUAUACGAAUAUUAGAUGUAUCUCUUCUCUACUAAGUUAUAGUUAAUAAAUAUGCAGGGCAUAAAUAAUUGUAAAUUGUGUUUACGUAUAUGUUAGAUGUUGGUUGU